AUGUUGGGCGUAACACGUUACCGUUUAUUACCCAAUACAUUUUGUUUAUUCCGUCGGUUUACUUCUUCAAGAUCGCAUACACAGCUACCCGGUGAAGAUUCUAAUUUACGCGGCGAUGGAGCUAUACGUCGAACUGCACCAUACGGUUCUACCAUCGAACAAACUUAUGCUGGUGUUCUAUCAUUUCUUCGUCGUAAUUACACACGUAACUUAAAUAGAGUUGACGUAGCUGUUACUGGUAUUCCACUUGAUUUGGCAACAACCUAUCGACCAGGCACUCGAUUCGGGCCGAAAGGCAUUCGUGAAGCAUCUGUACAAUUAUCGGAACUUAAAUCCUAUCCUGGAGGGAUUGAUCUAUUUGAUGACCUAUCCGUUGUUGAUUAUGGAGAUUGUUGGUUUGAUAUGAGUCAACCAAAAACAAUUCCAGGUGCUAUUGAAGAUCACGCAAAAAAGAUUAUUAAACGAAAUGCUUUUUUGCUCAGUCUAGGUGGUGAUCAUUACGUGACAUAUCCAUUGUUAAAAGCGCAUGCUGCGGUGCACGGUAAACCAUUAUCUCUUAUUCAAUUUGAUGCUCAUUGUGAUACAUGGCCAGAUGCACAUCCUGACAGUUUAAAUCAUGGUUCUAUGAUUUAUUAUGCUAUAAAUGAAGGUCUCAUUGAUCCAGAAACAUCCAUUCAAGUUGGUAUUCGCACACACAAUGAUAAUUUUAUGGGUGUUAAAAUUCUUGAUGCUGAUUGGAUUCAUCGCCAUAAAACUCAAAAUAUUGUCGAUGAAAUUAAAAACCGAGUUGGUGAUAAUCCAACGUAUCUAACGUUCGAUAUCGAUUGUCUUGAUCCGGCAUUUGCUCCAGGUACAGGUACACCUGUUUGCGGUGGUUUAUCGACGGCACAAGCAAUUGCUAUUCUACGUCUACUUGGUUCAAUAAAUUAUGUUGGAAUGGAUAUUGUAGAAGUUUCUCCAGCAUAUGAUCAUGCAAAUAUAACAAGUUUAGCAGCAGCUACUUUGGGAUAUGAAUUUUUAUUAUUAUUAAGACAUAAAAAAAUUGUUGAUAAAUGUUUUCAAUUUGGUCACCAUUAG
Messenger RNA from Rotaria socialis, 1077 nucleotides. The record is from the annotation of a GenBank genome assembly. NCBI's taxonomy places the organism in Eukaryota, Metazoa, Rotifera, Eurotatoria, Philodinida, Philodinidae.